This is a messenger RNA of Xiphias gladius (swordfish), 5537 nucleotides long. Its product is annotated as arf-GAP with coiled-coil, ANK repeat and PH domain-containing protein 2-like. Gene Ontology annotation, cellular component: cytoplasm. Bases 423 to 2930 code for a protein of 835 amino acids. NCBI's taxonomy places the organism in Eukaryota, Metazoa, Chordata, Actinopteri, Istiophoriformes, Xiphiidae. The record is from RefSeq and is a predicted model, not a curated record. The transcript is spliced from 24 exons. Gene Ontology annotation, molecular function: protein binding; GTPase activator activity.
CGGCGAAGGAAAAAAAGCUCCACUCUCCCACUGGCUGCUAUGACCUAACCAGCAACCGGACGACCCUCUCUCGUUUUCGCCGCUGACCGCCGCGUCCGAAAUAGUUUGCCCAGUGCGUCCCUGGCACUCACACAUUCAGCAUUACGGUCGUUUAUGGUUGCACCGCCGCGACUUUUUACUCGUAGCUGCUGGCCCCUCGGAGGCUAGCUGGCUAGCAGUGCGGUGACAGAGUGGAGCCAGCUGGUCGGACUGAGGCAACCGCAACGUUAGCAAACAAGCUAAUUAGCCAGAAGGACUCAGCCUGGAUUAUUGUCUUUAAUAGGAGAGAGAGCGACACAGAGACAGAGACAGAGACAGAGAGAAGAGAGAGAGAGAGAGAUAGAGAGCAAGUGCAAGUCUGCGGGGCCACUCACUGCGGCAAAAUGAAGAUAACUGUGGAUUUCGAGGAGUGUUUGAAGGACUCCCCACGGUUCAGAGCCACCAUAGAGGAAGUGGAGGGGGAUGUGUGUGAGUUGGAAUCCAAGCUCGACAAAUUGGUGAAGCUGUGCAUUGGGAUGAUUGAUGCUGGGAAAGCCUACAACGCAGCCAACAAGCAGUUCGUUAAUGGGAUCCGGGAGUUAGCCCUGCAGUCCACCAGAGAUGAGGUCAUCGAGUCCAGUCUCACAAAGUUUGCUGAGAGCCUGCAGGAGAUGAUCAACUAUCACACGAUAUUAUUCGAUCAGGCCCAGAGAUCAAUCAAGACCCAGCUUCAAACAUUUGUCAAAGAUGACCUCCGUAAGUUUAAAGAGGCCAAGAAGCAAUUUGAUAAAGUGAGUGAGGAGAAGGACGCAGCACUGAUCAAGAACGCCCAGGCACCCCGCAACAAGCAACAUGAGGUGGAGGAGGCCACCAACAUCCUCACUGCCACACGCAAGUGCUUCCGACACAUCGUCCUCGACUACGUCUUACAGAUCAAUGUGCUACAAUCCAAGAGAAGAUCAGAAAUCCUGAAAUCGAUGCUGUCCUUCAUGUACGCCCACUUGACCUUCUUUCAUCAAGGAUAUGACCUCUUCAGUGAACUACAACCUCUUAUGAAACAGCUUGGAGGACAGUUGGACCAGCUGGUGGUGGAUGCUGCCAAAGAGAAGAGAGACAUGGAGCAGAAACACUCCACCAUCCAGCAAAAGGAUUUCUCGAAUGACGACACCAAGCUGGAGUACAAUGUGGACGCAGACAAUGGCAUCGCCAUGGAGGGUUAUCUGUUCAAGAGGGCCAGCAAUGCCUUCAAGACAUGGAAUAGGCGUUGGUUCUCCAUCCAAAACAAUCAGCUAGUUUACCAGAAAAAAUUUAAGGACAACCCUACAGUGGUGGUAGAGGACCUUAGGCUAUGUACAGUCAAACACUGUGAAGACAUAGAGCGUCGCUUCUGUUUCGAAGUGGUAUCACCCACCAAGAGCUGUAUGAUGCAGGCAGACUCAGAGAAGCUGCGACAGGCCUGGAUCAAAGCCGUCCAGAACAGCAUCGCCACCGCCUUCCGCGACAAGGGAGAUGAGGGCGAGAAGCUGGACAGGAAGUCGUCCACGUCGACAGGGAGUCUGGACUCUGGCGGGGAGCCCAAGGAGAGAUCGCUGAAAGGAGAGAGUGCCUUGCAGAAGGUCUUGGCCAUCCCCGGCAACGCCUGUUGCUGCGACUGCGGCCAGCCAGACCCUCGCUGGGCCAGCAUCAAUCUGGGCAUCACCCUCUGUAUACAGUGCUCUGGCAUUCACAGAAGUCUUGGAGUGCAUUUCUCAAAGGUUCGGUCUCUGACUUUGGAUACAUGGGAACCAGAACUACUUAAGUUGAUGUGUGAACUGGGGAACAGAGUGAUCAACCAGAUAUAUGAGGCUCGGCGAGAGGAGCUAGGAGCCAGAAAACCACAGCCAGGAGACCCGAGACACGAGGUAGAGGCCUACAUCAAAGCCAAAUAUGUGGACCGCCGGUUUGUACGCCGGCCGUCAGACGAGGAGCUUCGCACCAAAGUGGUUUCCCUUAGCAAACAGGAGAAGAGGCUGAGCAGCAGCUCUGAGCAUCUGCCCCCAAGACCGCCUCCGCCAACCCCCAAACUCCGACCUGGUUCAAACGUCUCGGGACAGACAGCUGUGGCCAGUGGCUUGGAGGCCCGCCGCGACUCUCUCUUCUGUCCUGACGAGCUUGACUCGCUCUUCUCCUACUUUGACACCUCCUCCAAGCUCAGGAGCAUAAAAAGUGCAGACAGUGGCAUCCAAAACAGCGCUGAUGGAAGCAGGGAAAUGCUGGCCACCACCCCUUCCAAUAACAGCCUGGCAGAUGCAGAUGCUGCUGAGUCUCUGCCCAUGCCCAUGCCCGCCACGCUGCCUCCUCCGUCGCCCUGUAAGGAGAUGGUUUUCUACGAGCCCAAGGAGUACAGCCCAGGUCUGCAGCUCUACUGGGCUUCAUGUGCCCGCAGCCUUCCAGACAUGGCGGAGGCACUGGCCCACGGAGCCGAGGUCAAUUGGGUCAACACUGAGGACGACAAGAGGACGCCGCUUAUCAUGGCGGUGCAGGGGGGUUCACUGGUCACCUGUGAGUUUUUGCUUCAAAAUGCAGCAAAUGUGAACCAGCAGGACGCUCAGGGUCGGGGACCCCUCCACCAUGCCACCAUGCUGGGACACACAGGGCAAGUAUGUUUGUUCUUAAAAAGAGGAGCAAAUCAAAAUGCUGCAGACAUUGAUGAGAAAACACCCCUGACCAUAGCGGUGGAGGCGGCCAACGCAGACAUUGUCACACUGCUGCGACUGGCGAAGAUGAACGAGGAGAUGCGAGAGGCCGAGGGGCCCUACAGCCAGUCAGGAGAUGAAACCUACCAGGACAUUUUCCAGGACUUCACCCUCAUGGCCUCCAAUGACCCGGACAAGCUGAACCGCUACCAGCAGUACGACCCGCAGCGGCCCUGACACUGCAGGAACGCCGUCCACUAGCACUUAGGAGAGGACACCGUCUACUUGACCUGAGGGAGACAAAGUAACGUCCUCCUGCACCUGGAAAGUCGCCUGGUCAUUUUUUCCUCCAACAUCAUUCAGAAACAUCUGCAUUAAAGGCGGUUAGUGCCACCACAGCUGGAAACAUGUAAACCAUCGUUGAAAAGUACAAGCACUUCACUGAAGUGAAGGGGAACUUCUGUGAACGGAAAACCUCACUUUUUAACUUUUUUUUUUUUUUACAAUAGUGCUUCUCAGUAGGACCUAUUACAACAAGUGAAUGGUACAAUGUUAAUGCCUUUAAAGGAUUUGCAGAGUAAUAGAAAAAUCUAAUGAUAAUUGAACUCGGUCUGAAUGUAGAGCUGCUGACAAAGCUUUCAGUUAUUUUGACUGAGUUUAAUCUUUCAUGUCACACUUCCUGACAAAAGACAAUUUCUUUUUGUUUUUUGUUUUUGUGAUAUUUAAAAAAAGAAGUGUGCCGCAUCUGUUGUAAAGAGAGGUAAGUGCAUGACAGACUGUUAAAUACUCCAUUUCAAGUUUUAAGUGUUUCCUCUUUUCCAUAGGAUUCUUUUUAUGAGCAUAGGCAUCUUUUUUGUAUCAAAGUUUUGUGUUACGAACUCUGAGCAUCGUACACAUGGCAAUAUGCUUUCACUUAUUUGCACAAAUCCCUUUGUCUUAUAUCGCCACUGAUGUUUACCAGUUUUGAUGGUAAGACUUUGACGUGUUCACCAAUGUACAGUGAUUAUGGAAGUAAACACUGAUGCGCUUUUUUUUUUCCUUUUUUUUUUUUUAAAUGCUUGUUAUUUUUAAACAUUUCCCUCUGAAGGAUUUUAAUUUCCCAUGUAGUCACCAUGUCAGUACCUGUGGCAGUCACCCCUUCAGCUCCCUGAUUUUGUGAAAAUAGAACGGCUUCAGUCGUCUGAGGUGAUUAUUCAUUUGUAGAUUCAGUCUCAUGCUGACAUAAGAUUAAAACGUUAAGAUGGGGAGCUAAGAACUGUACGUCAGUCUGGACCUAUAGUAUAGUAUAUGUUGACAUUUUAUUCCCGUUGAUUUCAGAAUUGUCUACAACACUUAAUUUAUUUUUACAGGUUCAUAAUUUUGUAAUAAUUUCCACAGAGGUUUCCUGGAAGAAUCUGUGUCAUUUGGUAAUAAUUAUAGGGAAUGAAGGAUUUUCCUUGAAAGAACAGCUCCAUCUAAACCCAAGUAAACGUUCAUUUAAUACUGGAAGCUUAAAGUUUCAAUCCUAAAGAUUUCAGUCCUGUUUGAUUUGGCCACACCUGUGCUUAGCUUGGUAACGAAAAGUGCAGUUAAAUAUAUACAGCAACUCUUCAUCUAACAGCUCACUUUGGCUGUUCCUGCUCAUUUCAUUACCCCCCCACUGCUGAAGUUAAAAAAAUGAUCCAUUGACGAAAAAAUGCUGAGAAUGACUCUGUUUUUUUUUUAAGAUGCAUUUUUGAGAGACGCAAACGUCAGUGACAAAUACAUGUUGUUUCCUGUGACUGCUUCACAAUAAAAGCCAACCUGUAUUUGCCCAGUUGAACACUUCUGAUACGAAGCGUCAGCAGUAGGAAAUGUUUGGGAGAGUUCAGUGAGGCUGAUAUCAGUGAGAUGAAAUUACAAACGGUAACGCUUGAUUACAUGCUGCAUCAUUUCCUGUGAAUCCCCUGUGAAAAGCCAGGCAGUUUGAAACCAGGAGGGGAACGGUGGACCCCGUCGCUGACAAUGCAGACUGCUAUACAUAGAGAUAAUUACUGAAUAUAAAUACAUUUAAUGGCUAUUGAUGAAGAAAUAACGACCAUAAAUAGCAUCAAAAACUAAGCCUGAUUUCAUGAUAAUCAUAAUGAUUAUAAUGUUAACUCCUCAUAAAUGUUGAAUUCUGAUAAAUCAACUGACCUGCUGUACACUGACUAAGAGACUCUACAUUAUCCAGACAGAUAUUUGGAAUGAAUGACUCAACACUGAACACUGUCCCUCUUCAUCUAUAAUUAGUAGCAAAUUACACAGUUCUUUCAGGGGAGCUUACCAAAAAAUUUCCAAGAAUUAUCAGGAAAUUAUGGACCUGUAACAUUACGUAAAGCAAAACCAAAAUACCAUGCAUAGUCUUACUUUUUUUUUCCAGAUAAAAUCACUCGCUCUUAAUGACCUGGUUUAGAAACUAUCAGGCGCUUUCACCGGAAUGUUUAAACUCAGAAAUGAAUUCUGCAAAUUUCAUAAUAGAAGUUAUGCACUGUACUUUAGGGUCUGUUGUUUUCUUCCUCUUAUUAAAAUGUAAAAUCUUCGCUUGUCUUUAACAUUUAUAGUAUAUAGCAAGAUAUGAUAUAGGUUUCAGAGGAAACCUUUGGCCACUGUCACAUGGGAUACAAUUCUUGUACAUUUUGUACAGAUGCUUUUGAAUUGUCCAGAGAACUGAAGUAUAAAGUUAGAGGUACUUGAAUCAUUAAAUAAGCUUUUGUAAAUGCUGUUCUUUGUAUCCUUCGGUAAUUUUAGCCCAUUUUAUAUUGCCUGUCUGUAUACCACUAUACAUGUACUGUAUAUUCUACCUGUAAUAUGCAAGGACUUCAAUACAUAUGAACUGAGGAUUCA